Messenger RNA from Acanthaster planci (crown-of-thorns starfish), 3550 nucleotides. RefSeq lists its product as uncharacterized. NCBI's taxonomy places the organism in Eukaryota, Metazoa, Echinodermata, Asteroidea, Valvatida, Acanthasteridae. The record is from RefSeq and is a predicted model, not a curated record.
UCCAUGGUAACAGAAUACAACAAAAUGCUUGCGGAAAUUGGUGGUAAACGAAUCACAAGCGCGAGAGGACGCGAAUCUUCAAUAAAUUCUUUGGUGAACACUCCAGGAUCUCCAAUUCCAAAUUAUGAACAAGGAGGGAAAAGUGCAAGGCAACCGUGCCGAGAGCCACUUGCAAGGUACGGAUGACGCGCAACACACUUACGAAUGUUCAGAGGCGGACACUGAAACAAAACGCAAGGAAAUAAAAUUAAAUACCGGUGCCUGUUGUCAUACAACAAAUUUUGCCUUCAAUACACUGCUUCUGUUGCAAGCAGCAGCUUCAUUAAAACAGAGGGACACUGCACCAGGCAAAACUAGCAAUCAGUGUAGCUUACCUAGACCAGUUGAAAAGUGGUUGUCAAAUUCUGAGGAAGAACGUAGGCAAAAAUUGUUGGGAAGCAGCACUGAAGUAGCAGCGACCGUUAAGUCUCUGGCAGGCGACAACCCAGUACCUUUAGAAUGGUCUGAAGUUAAUCUUAAAACUAAACAGUUCCAAGUAACAGCUCUUUCCGACUCAGAACAACCCUCCAAAAUCGCGAAAGACGUUCCCAGUGACCCGGAAAUCACCGAUGUACAAGGUGCUCCACGUCCAAGGACGACCGUUCUUCCCGGUAGAGCGAUCACAAACAGCAGGAGUCACAACCGAGUGUUGGUAUGGAAUGAAAAAGAGAAGGCGUACUCGUCGGCCACGACGGUUGCUGAAUCGUGCGCAAGAACAUCACCUUGUAUCAAAACGUCCAAGGAAACACUGCGACAAUGGACGUGCCGUCAAUCAUCGCUUGAGCUGUCACCAGUGCAUCAACGGACAAACCUACUUGCUUUGCAAACAGAAAAUGGCUCGGUGCCGAGAACAAAUAAUUCUUCGCCCGAUAUGAACCAGAUGACGAUAAGACCAUCACCGGGGGCUGCUCCAUCACAGUCCUCAUCACCACAACAGAGGUCUUCGUUCUCAAACUUUAUAUCUGCAUCAUAUGCCAAUGUCAAAAUCUCCCCUAAAUCUUCUUCGAUGUCGAGCAGUAGGCCUACAUGUACACCAGUCUUCCGGCACGCACUAGAUCGAAAGAUGGGUUGUCCCUCACUGGGUGAUGGCAACUUUCAAGACGGCAAGUUCAAGACGGUUGCGUUGGUUGAUUCAGUGACAAAUAUAGCCUCGAAACAGUCACCAAGUUUACCCUGCAGGAAGACAGUCAUUGUUAUUUCUCCCAAAGGGGCAGCAAGUAAUAUGCACAACACCUCCUCAUCACCGACGAAUCCUGUCAUGUCUCCUGCUGCGGUCAAUCCAGAACGAGUGAGAGACCACACCGUUUUAAUGAAAAGCGGUGUCAUGAAACCUGGUGAGCAAGAGACAAGGGUACUACUACAUAGUCAAAAGAGAGGAGGGGUUGCCCAGUUUACCCCAUCACCGGUUACUGCAAACACCCAGAGUCCAUCAAAUGGAAAGUUAUGUCCUUCCCCCGGAAGCACCUUCAAGUCGCGAGGUCCAGGGUCGCAGCCGACAAACUUGGGGCCGGGAUUGUCAAAUCUUAACUCCCCGUGUGUGUUCUGGCCUUCAGGAGGUAGGAUUUACACUCUGGUGCCAGUAAAAAUACUUACUAAGUCCCGCCAGUCGCCGGUCAAGCAAACACUGCCAAGAUCGUUUGAGUCAGGCAUGAAUCCAACUCUGUGUAUGAUGAUGAAGCACUUCAACUACACCAUGAAAAAUUGCGACCGAUUAAUUGAUAAUCAUUUUUUGAAAAAAAUUCUUUCGAGCGAUGUGCGCGACAUUGAUGAUCUUUUCGAUGACGUGGAGUUAAGAGAGAGGAUGCAGCAACAUUUCGUACCCGACUGGCUAUUGCAGUUCAUUAUUGAGAGUGACGCUCGGGAGAAGAUGGGAAAUCAGUGGAAGGAGAGGGUCCCUUCUGGCAAAGUAGAUGGAGAUACCAGUGGCAAGCGUAACGAAACUACCGGCUCACCGAAGCAAUACUGUAUGCAACAGGCUGGAAAAAUGGCACGGGCCACUUCUGCAGAAGGGGCUUCUGUCACUCAAGAUGUGGACGAUGCGGCAGUUUUACGUCACCAUGCAGAAGAUAACAGACAUGCAGGCGCGUGCGUAUGUUCUGACAAAUCUCCAGAUGAAGUACCAAAUCAUAACAGAAAUGCCUGUAGUCACGUGGACAAGGCUCCAGAUGAGAGAAGCUCCAACUUGGAUGAGAGCAAACGUUGGAAUCGGGAUUUUUCCUGUGGCACAUCGGGAGUGACUGGGGUAAACCCUCUCAAGACGCUAUCUUCUAGAAAUCAAUCUCCAGCGCUACCUUGUCAAGAGCAGAGAAACUUCCAGUUAUCGAACAGCACGCUUAAUAACCUGGGUUUUCUUGAUUUAAUGCCCGACCGGGCACUGUGGAAUCUUCUUUUCCAUCUUUUCCCUCCGUGGAAGAAGACUUGUUUGGGGAUCGACGGUAAUGAUGUCGAGGAAUUCUUCAGAAGACACGUUGAUCUCUGCACAAGUCACAGGAAGAGCACAGUUACCAAAAGGCAAAGAUACAAGUCAGGUCAGCACCAGAGUACAGCAGCGUGUCCGAAGACGGAGGUCAGGGACGGUGAGGUGGACAAACGUAAGCGUCACAAAGAAAAGAAGACAAGUGUAGACAGAGAAAGUUCGCAAUGUAGUGAGGAGGCCCUUGAUGCUCGUAAACGGAGUAAAUCAAAAUCUAAAUCGGCAAACAGCAGAAAGGGGACUCCAAAAAAGAAACAUACCCACGGUGAUUCAUACAGAAAGGGAACGAGUCCGGCGCAGAUGGAACUACACGCAAGAGAAAAGAAGAAAAAACACCACAAAAGAAAAGUAAACGGAGAAAUGAAAGGGCCGAUCCUGGAGAAAAAAUGGCAUUCGUCCACUGAGUUCCCGAGCGAAGUUCGAACAAGUCUGAAAAAGAAACUAUCCUCUUCAUCCUCAGACGAUGCAUUGGGGAACAAAGGACGAGGACAGUUGGAGAAGACACCAGAGGACAGGUGUAAAUCGACGGCAGAAGUGCCAACAUGUUCGAAAGCACUUCCACCAAAGUGGAAUUUAAAACUGAUUCUUAAGACACCAAGGUCAAAAGCAAAAAGAAGCAAAAAAGUCAAAUGAAUAAACUAGACGCAAAGCUGCAAUACCCCCGCUACUUCAAGACAAAAGAAAAUGUUAACCACCGUCAGAAAUAUUUUAGCCCCCUCCCCGGAUUUAACAAGGAUUUUUAAAAGGAUUCAACGGAGCCUAGACAUGCAAGAACUGACCAGAAAGUGGCAAGUUGCACAACAAAUAAGUUAAAUUUAUUUAAUAAAAAAAGAAACAUCUGUCAACAAUAAUUAUAAGUAUAACAAACUUUAACGACAGGGGAAUUUACUUUUCAUCAGGUUGGGGAGUCGUCGUAACAGACACGGUACCUAUGCGUCAUACUUUCUACGUAAUAGAAUGCUCCUGAUCAUACAGCUAAAUUGUUUACUUUAUUUUAUCAUUCUGCAAAGUAACUAAUAAAAUGAACCGUACAAUGAC